GGAGAGAGUUGGAAAAAUCGAAUUAUAACGGAAAAAACCAAUGGAAUAUUUGAAAUGAAUAGUGUGGAAUGUAAAAUAAAACAACAAAUUCUUACACCAUGAAAAUAGAAGUGAAAAUUGUCUACGAAAAGUGAAAAUUCUUGAAAUCAAUUGUCAAUAACCAAAAACCAAGAAAUCCUUAAAAAACGGAAACCGAAAACAAAUCUACACUCAUGAAUAAAGUGUCGCCAUUCGUAAAAAGUAUUUCGCAAUUGCAAACAAUUGGAAUAUUUCAAUUAUGAAGUUAUGCAAAACUUUAUCCUGCUUGUCAGACUUAAAGCCUUGCAGCACUCGGCAGCAGUUUAUUUCGUUUAGAGUGGAAAUGCCAUUGGUAGAGCAGCAGGAAUUACAGCAACACCGAGAAACACCAAAAGGAAUUGUUGUUGUUUUUGACGUCAGAAGUCAUUAUUAAGGCCUAAAAUAACGAAAAAACACCAACUCGUGAACAAGUGAAGUGACAGAAAUACAGACAGACACGCGGGUCAUAUAAUAGAAAGAUACGUAAUAUGUUUGUGGUGAAUAGUUAAUGGUUUCUAGGCAUUUUGUUGUUUGUCCACUAAUAAAAGAAACAACAACAACAAAGAACGGUGUAAUCAUAGCAACAACAACACCAGAAAAAUGAUUUCCGAAAGAUUUGUAAAAGUUUUAAUCGUUCUCAUCGGAUUCGCAUUGAAAUUUCCCAAUUGUUAUGGUGACGUCGGUCUGCCGUUAAUACAAAUAAGUCACGAUGAUGAUGACUUUGGCGAUGAUUAUCCUGAAUUACGUGAAGAGGUCCAUUUGGAAGAUUUUUUUUGGACGGGUUCGGGGGAUGGUCCUCCGGAUUAUUUAAAACAGGUUCACACCGGCAUUAGCAAAGGAAAAGAUGUUGUUGUUAAAACCGAAACGGUGGUGGCCACAGUUUAUGUAGAUGGUAAUAAUGAAGUUGAUAUUCCCAUAUGUCUCGAUUGCUAUGGAGAAGGUACUGUGGGUAUAGACGGCGUAUGGAAUGGGGCUGGAGCACCACCCUUAAAUUACUCUGCCACCGAUAGACGUUAUUGGUUGCUAACUGUCAUGUCGGGAUUUUAUACACAGAAAGAUAAUCCGAUGUUGGAAGAAAAGUUGGCCAGACUAUAUCGUUUGGCAUUUACCAGGCAACAAACCAAACAUUUGGGUAUAAAUGGAGCUCAACAGAUAUCAGGCAUUUCCAUUACGGCUGGACGUGAUCGAAGGCAUUUUAAAUCAGACGAUGAUGAUGACAAGAAGGUUCAAAGGAGCGAAGUGGGUAGCAGCACCACUCAAGACCCUCCCGAUUACGAUGCCGAACUAUUGGACAUGACCAACAAUACAAAAUCCACAGUACGAUUUCGAUCUCCGGCAUAUCCGAUAAAUAGAAAAUCUGAAAUGAUUUCCUCUUCCGAAGAGAACAACAUUACCGAAUCCGUGACAUUCGGUUAUUCCUAUAACGAAUCCGAUAUGCAAGUUGAAUCUUCAAAUAUAGCAGCAGCUCAAGUCACCCCCGUGCCAUGGGAAUUAAUACAAAACAAUGCUUCCAAGUCGGAAAAACAAACGCUGGCAGCAGCAGCUCUUGUACAACAACAGCACCCAGCCACACGCUUGUUACAACCACAACAGAGACCAGCUAUUUCCGCACCGUCACCUCUGCCACCCCCUUUAAACAUACGUGAUAAUCAGGUGCGUGUUGUCAUUCACAAUAUCACCCAACUAACGGCGGAUGAUGUGGAACGCAACAAUGCCGAUGAUGACAAUGGUGGAAUGUAUGGCGUGUCGUCGGCAAUAUACGAUGGGGAGAUUAUCAAUGAUAAAACAGAUGAACGACCCCUUACGAAUCAAACAGAGCUGAUUUAUUCGGUGUUUGUUAAUGGGAGGCCAGUAUUGGCGGUUACAGCUGCCAAUGAUAUGAAAUUAGUCAGCGAAUCAGAGGUAUCCACAGUAUUGGGCAAAGAGAUUAUUAUGAAAGCCGAACCCUAUCUUCGUGAACCUCAAGCCACACCCUUGGCACCGGCAACUCACAGCGGUGGCACACAUGGCUUUAUUGAUUCCAUACAAAACAAUCCGCUUUUGGUGAUUGUGAGUUCCAUUGCAAUAUUGUUGUUAUUCCUCUUGCUCAUUGCCCUGCUCUUGAUGGGACGAUCACAUGUGAGGCAUAAAAAUGAGCAAAUCAAUAGAACCACAAGUCGCAAUGAACUUAUAUCCGAGACCCACUCCGGCCGGCCCACAUCAAGUGCAACUGCACCCGACACAGGACGUACUACAGGAACCGGCGAAUCCCGCGACGCUGGCAUACAAAACUUUUCAUUUGAACACGAAAGUGGUCGUAGCACACGAGAACCACGCAUACACUUCCCUGGUCCACCUGACCAAAGUCAACGUAGAGCUUCGGUGACCUCUUCUGAUAACACUUCCGACUCCUCGGUUUAUUGUCCCAUCAAUCCUCCCUCGGCAGAUGUACAGCGUAUGUUGGAUGAAAAAUCCAAUGGACUUUUUGAACGCAACCGCGCACGUCAUCUGGGUAAAUACAAUCGGGCAGAAAGCAAUGAAGAGGCCAUCUAUACAACAGUUAUUUCCGAAAAGAAACGCGACAAAUCACGACACAAACCCAAGAGGCGUUACCUAUCGGAAAAUCGUGUCGGUUCUCUUGAAACGAGUCCGGUACAAAGCCAACGAGAUUACUCUGGUGAUGAGUUGGAUAGGACCUAUGUUAAUUUUGAUCCUCCAAAUGAGGCCUUUAAUCCCCACACGAAUUAUCAUCGCAACAAGCUGCUGCAUCAAAAAACCAUUUACACGGACAGGGGUGACCAGCUGGAGCGACAACAUCACCACCAUCAGCAGCAGCAUCCUUCCACAGAGGCAAUAAAUAAGGAAAUUAUAAGGGCCUUGCAGCCAACGGAGAAAUCAUCGGACUCAGGUAGCAUAGGAUCUUUCUUGUCAAUGCAGUCGGUGAAGGCCUUCCCGAAGACUACAUUGCCCGAGCCUCUUAAUCGUGUUCUCGAACCGGUCUUUGUGACCUAUUAUGACAAUGUGGAAAAUGUCCCACAAACUUCGGCGAAAUCGGUUAGGAAUCAGCACAAAAAACGUAUGUCCCAUGAUCAGAUGCCACUGGAUGCCACCAGAAUAGCCACCAUUGAGGGAUUUCCCACGCCCAAAGCUCCACAAAAAGUACAGCGUUUUGCCUCACAGAGUGAUAAUCCCGAUCCGGGUGUUGUGGGACCCAUUGUUUGGGAGAGGCACAAGAAGCGGUUAAGUGCCGAUGAUAUUUUGGACAAUGACUAUGGAGAUCAUGGCGAUAGAAAUUUCGAUUAUUAUAGUCCAUCGCGAGAUCCAGCUGCCAUGCGCAACCAUUACGAAGGUCUACUCGAGGGCGCCAUACAAAUGUAUUCCAGCCAAGAUGAUUUACCCAUGCCACUGCCGAAUCGUGAUUUCACCAAUAAUCGCAAGCCAACCAAACGUGAAUUACGUGGCUCAUCUGCGGGGGCCUCGAAUGCGAAUCUGAAAACCCAAACUGGCGAUAAUCGCCCGUCAACAGCUCAACCCUUAAAAACCACCAAAUCCAAUCACUCAACACAACCCCCCUCUCCCACUGUGGGCGCCUGGGAUGGUGGCAGCAUCUAUGGUUCUCACUCGCCCAUGGUAAGACCCAUGAGUGCCGGGCCCUUUCAUCGUCCAGCCGAAAUCCAGCCUCAAAUUUCAUCCACACGCCACGUUCAGGAUCUAUCCGCCGCACCACUCAUUGAGGCCAUACAAAAGGAAUUGAGAAAAUUCCAAAAGGAAUCGAAUUAAAUGAGAGCCUCAAAGUUGGAUCCUUAUCUUAGAUUAAAAAACUAAAAUUGAAUGUAGAUAACCUUGUAUUUUUCUCCAUCAAGUUCAAUUAUUUUUUUCACAAGAAUUUUUAUUGCAUUUAAUUAAUAAAAAAGCGUAUGGUAGAGAUAAAA
Musca domestica (house fly) is the source of this 3968-nucleotide messenger RNA. RefSeq lists its product as uncharacterized. NCBI's taxonomy places the organism in Eukaryota, Metazoa, Arthropoda, Insecta, Diptera, Muscidae. Bases 658 to 3816 code for a protein of 1052 amino acids. The transcript has 10 exons. The record is from RefSeq and is a predicted model, not a curated record.